AUGAAUCCUUUCAUAUUAUGCAGAAAACUUAAAUUCACUUUGGAACAUAACUCUUCUGGAUUACCAAUAUAUCUAGACAGCAGUACGGGUGUACUACGUGCAAGUCAAUCACUAUGGCAAAAACAAAAAGAUAAAACACUAUUACUAAGUGUCACUGUAAAAAGUAUUGAUCAUGAUAAGUUUUCAGACAGUGCGUCGGUUAUUAUCUCAUGGAAAGAUGAAUACGUAAAUGGAAACCAUAACAGCAAAACUGGUUAUGAUGAACGAGAUCGCGUCCCUGAAAAGGUUGAAAAACAAAUGCCAAAAUUAAAGAUAGCUACACGUUCAUUUAUCAGAUCACAUUCUAUUGAACUUGAAUUAACCCGAGAGGACAUCAAACCUACAGAGAAUGUUUGUCAUGGUCAAGCAUGGUCAAUUACUGCGAAGAUUAUAUUCCCGCCUGGUAACCACAAUGUUCAUAUUGAAUUAUUAGCACCAAGAUACGUUAAUGAUCUUUGUGGCUACGUCAAAUAUUUUGGGGUUUCAUUUAUUGGUCACCAUAUAAAAAUAGGUAAAAUCAAUUUAACUAAACUAAAUCAUCUUGGAACUACUCCUGAUGAUUCGGAGUUUCAGGCUUCAUACAUUGAAAACAAUCAUUCAGCUCAAGUUGAAACAGAAAAAGUUGGUGAAAUUAACUUUAAAAUCAGUUUUCCAUCCAAUUCAAUGCAAACAUAUUCACUAAAACUAAAAUUUAAUAAGUUUAUACUUGGGGAAAUAUGCUAUGCAACUAUUACAGAUAUUGGCACUGGAAUUAGGCAAAGGAUUAUUGGUAUGAGGCUGCACACAAGUUAUUCAACGCAUGGAAUAAAUAAAUUAAGAUCUGAAGCCACAGUUUAUCUGGGAUUAGUGGAAAACCCAACAGAUGACACAACUAAACACUACAUUACCUUAAAUGUAAAAAUAAAGCCCCAUCAAGAGAAGAGUUUUCCUAAUGUAUUCACUACACAACUAAUAACUGAUUUUAUUUUAAGUUCAGGUCAAAAAGAAACCUCAUCAUUGUCUUUUAAAGUUACUAAGUCUAAGCCACAAGUUAUUCCAUCCCAUAAAAGGCCUAUAGCUGUCCUAACUGUUCUCAAUCCAAUAACAAAUGUUCGUACAAAAAACUAUUAUACAACAGUGUUUGCCGUUAUUACUUGGUCUGAGAUGAUUUUAUACAGUCCAGUAAGCAUAAUUCUUCAAACAUCUUCUCAUGAAUCGGAGCUAAUCGAACAGCAAUUUUGUUCAAUAGGUAAAGCUUUAGAAACAGUUGUCCCAAUUAAUGCUGAAAAAUCAAUUAAAAAUAAUGUUGGACGUAUUGAGCUACCUUCAGUUUAUAUACAAUCAUUUGGUAAUUAUACUAACGAAGAACGAUCAAUGACAAUAAAAUAUGUAAUACAAAUCAAUGAAAUUGAGGAUAUUAUACUAAGUCUUGAUAUUCUAUUUAGUGGAGAAAAGAUAACAAAAGAGAUCACAUUAUCACCUACAACUAAUACACCUCAAUCUGCACUUUCUUUAAAUGAACAACCAUCUGGACUACUACAAAGUCUUCUAAUUAGUCGUGCAGAUAAUUAUCUUCAUCCAGAUUCAUUCAGCAUUAUUAUGGCAAGUGUAGUCAUUUCUCCAAGUGCUAGACAACAAUGCUCUAUGAAAAUUGAAACAUCUAAAGUUCAGAAUGAAGUCAAUUUUAUUGAUCCUAAAAUUUUGGAUACUGGUUUGGCAAUAACAUCUCAUAAAUUUCAAUUUAAUGUAUCAAACAGCAUAGUAUAUAUAGGGAUUGGUAAUCAACAAUUUGAAGAUAAUCAACAAGCAAAUGGUGCGGUUACCAAAAACGAACCAACAUCUAUUAACAUUAUGAUUCCGUUAAACAUUACUUCCACCGUUUCUAAUUCCAUCGAUCUGAAGCUUGUUUUAUUUGGUGAAAAGCAAAAUUAUGAAUUCCCAUUUAUGUUUAAUAUUGGUCCUUUGCAGACUAUGCCACCUACUGCUCUCUUAUCAAUAACAUAUGAAAUUGACGCCAUAAACAUUGAUAAACAACCGGAUCGUACCGAUACGCCUCUUACUCCUGGUGAAAUUGGACGAAUUUACAAUCGAAUUUCUUUAAAUUUACCGAAAUGUGAAGAAUAUCAAAUAUCAUUUUCUACCUUACCUAACUCUCCAUGGCCAGUUGAUAUAAUUGAUAUCCUUAUUUUGGAUGUUAGUAAUUACAUUUGGAUUUCCGAUUUGUCAGAUUAUCAAGUUAUUAAAUAUAGUAGACCUGGUUCACUUACAACUGAUUUGGCUUCAGUCAAACUAAUGAUAUGUGCUCCUGCUGGGUUCGGAAAUGAGGUACGGGUUGAUGUACUUAUUCGUCCAUGGAUUCGAAACAAUAAUGAGAAAUUAAAAAGUCAGCAAAGUGUUACAAUCAUUGGAAAUGUAAAAAUUAACAGGAUUAGCUCUGAAUUUAAUCUCACUCCAUGUAUAUUUAACGUUUCUUCGGAGAAAAGUAUGAAACAAUACAUCCCUGAAAAUAAUAAACCUUUAAAUGCUAAACAGCUGAUAAAGACCGACUAUCUAUUAAUUUUGUUGAUGUUUCUCACAAACCUUAAUAAAUUACGCAAUAUGUAUCGUACUGUAAUGAGAAUGAAUAGACGAGGCAAUUUCAAUGAACACUCUAAAAGUAUCAUAAGAAUUAAUGUCAUUGCUCGUGUGUCCGAUAGCAGAGUGAUAAACAGUGGAUCAAAAACAAAGUUAGGAAUGACAGCAAAAUUUGGAAGCUUGUCAGGAACUACAGAAGUUUUUCAAGUAAUCAAAAGAAAUGGAAAUGAACGAGCAAUCAUUUCUAUGAAUUUACAGGAGAUACAUGAAACUGGAAAAGAUAAACAAUUUUAUGGUGAAGGGGAUAUACUUAUAUUAAAUCUAGAAAUGAAAAUGGAACGAAACUCCUCUCUUGAAUGUUCCAGGCAUACACUGAAUGUUUAUCCUGGAGUGAGUGUGAAAAAUGUAGACGUCUCACCGCUUCAGCCAAAUCUAUCAUUCAUGUACUACAAAGUGCCAAGUACCAAACAGUCUGGCCCACUUGUAUUUAAAGGAAAUUCCUUUCGCUUUGAUAAUGCAAUCUCGGUCAAAAUCUAUGUCUACUUCAAAGACCAAAUAUUUUUACCAUCACAAAAAAAUACGGCAAAAUAUACUGUCGUCGCAGAGCUUGUUUGUAUUUCCACAAACAGACCUCAACAAGUUAGCCCAUACAUCAGUAGAUUCAUGAGUAAAAGAACCGUUACACUUGCUAGCACAAAUUUCAUCAAUAUUACAAGGAAAAAAUGUGGUAAUGUUGUAAAACUUACAGAAAAGCAAAAUAUUCAUAAUUGUUCAGUUAAUUCAUUGUCUACAUUGAGCAUACAUGACACUGUAGGAGGAUCACAAUCAAAUUCUCUUAUUUCACAUCAACCUAUAACCAUUCUCUUCGAUCACUUAGUAUAUGUUAGUCAAAUUAGUCCUAUUUCACUAGAUUCAAAUAAUAAAAUAAAAAUAUUAAAUGUUUCAACAACUACCGAUGGAAUAUUAUUUAAACACAUUGUGACGAUGAAGGAGAGUAUAAAACAACCGUAUAUGGACAAUAUAUACUUUAAUCCUCUACUUGCUACAAGAGGAUUACAUUUUAUUACUAUUGACGCUCAAGAUAAUACGCGAAAUGCAAACUUUUCAGUUGAAGUUUAUGGUUGUAGUGCUAUUUGGGAUCCUCUAAAAUUCGAUCCUUGUUCAAAAAAAUUUGUUGAAAAAAACAAUGAAAACAAACCCUUAAAAACUAUGUUAAUGACUAAAGAAUUUAUCUUCUAUUGUGAAGUAUCACCGCUGAAAAUCAGAAACAUUACGAAUGAAAAGCAUUGUUUUAUGAUUACAGGAUCAUUUCCAAUUACUCUAACAGACAUGGGACAUGUAAUAAACGAAAUUAUAAUGUUACUAAAACCAAGUAAUGUUAUCGUGGGAAGAAACAGUCGUAAUAAUAGUACACUUAUAAGUGAGAAUAUGGGAAAGUCAUGGAUAGUUACAAAUCAAUGGAAAUUGAAGAAUAUGUUGUCACAAUCAUCUGAGAUUAUUAAUUCUUAUGAAACUCCGUGGUUCAAUAUUCAAAAUAAAUCCUGUGAUGACUUUACUAUCAGUCUAUGCAAUCCAGGUGGUGAUCCAUGGAAAUUUGGCGCCACAGUUAACCAUUCAACUUCUGAUAUAUCAAGACAUCACAUUAUACUUGGUGAUUGCUUCUAUCCAGUUUUAGAUAAUAUUCGUUUUACCUCAGAUAGUUUUAAAAUUACUGUGUCACCAAGUUCUAUCGGCAUUCCAAACAAAAUUAUUGGACAACUUACAUUUCGAGAUAGUGUGAACCCUUCAAACCUACAACUUCUCGUGACGAGAAGUGAUGCAGCUACCAAUACAUUGUGUCCGACUGAAGUAAUAGCACUAAGUGUUCAGCUUGGUCUACCUGCUGGUACAACUGCAAUAACAGUUGAAUUGUUUGGUCCUACUAAAGAUACUAUAAUCUACGGUUUUGUUGAAUUUAUUGAUAUUUCAUAUAUUGGAGUAAGAGUUUCAAACAGGGAUUUUUCAAUUGGCGUACGAAACACGACUAUAGAAACUGAUUACGAAUACAAAAAUACGUAUACAGCUGUUGAUUUAUCAAGUAUCACAGUGAUAGAUAUACCAAAUGUUGUAGAGAAUUAUAGUUUAACAUUGCGUUUUGCUGUUGGUUUAUGGAGUAAUAAUUCAAUAGUAGAUGGAAUGCAGUUUAUUUGUAACUGUAAAGUUUCUGACGGUAUUUCAGUGGUAACCAGUACAACUACAAUCACAUCACGUAAAUUAUGUACAGUUUUUCAACCAGAAUUAAACAUGUUAUCUAAUUUUCCAUACAUUGUACCGGGAGAUAUAUUACUGUUUCAAGCAGAAGCAUAUUUUACAUUUGAAACCGGAAAUUAUACGUUCACAGUAUAUAUAAUCGGUUCCUCAUCUACUAUUAGCAACUUUGAAGUAAUUCUAGGUAAUGGGAUGAACUAUCCAGAAGGAUCUGAAGUUAGGCAAUCCGAAGAUGAGCUGACACUUACAAAGCAAAUUGAUGUACAAAUGAAAGGACUUAAAAAUAAAAAUGCUAGAGCGACAUAUCUGACUAAAUCAAACCGCUCAGUGAAAUUAAACGCAUAUAUACAAGCUGUAACAUACCCAUCAACGAGAGCAAUAGUUGGAUUUCGAUUCCGUUAUUCUCAAGCUGAUGUAAUUAUUCGUGAGCUUCAAAUACCUAUUAUAGCUAAUUAUAGAGACUUUAUAAAUGUUUCAAAACCUACUUUCAACUUUUCAGGAAUUUCAAAUCCAGCAAAAGUUGAAACAUUCGCUGAAGUUUUUUUCAGUCUUAGACUUCCUCCUUCAUCAAAACAGAUUUAUGCUGUAGAAGUAGGCUUUGAUAACGUUUCUUUGGGUGAAUUCUGUUAUUCUACCAUCACAGAAGUUGGAAAAGGGAUCACAAACAGAAUAACAGGGAUGAGAUUGUAUACGGAAUAUAUGACUCAAAAGCUAACAAUGCUUCGAAGAAUGGCGGUAAUAAAUCUUGGAGUAUUGGAAAAUCCAGCAACAAAUAAUACAGAGUAUUAUGUGAUUUUCAAAAUAAUUGUAAGACCAUCCAUAGAUAAAGCUUUUCCAACAAUCAGUGAAACUCAAAUUAAUGCACGAGUUUUUAUUACGGGUACACCUCAACAACAACAACAAUCAAUUGCAUUUUCUGUUGUCGAUGAGCCAAUUUUGCCGAUUACAGCAAAUAAUUCACCCAACGUGAACCUUUACAAAACCGAACCUGCUCUAAGUGAACCUAUGGACACAUAUAACGGAAUUCUAUUUGCUGAAAUUUCUUGGGUUGAACAAGUGAUCUAUAGUCCCGUCCAGAUUUUACUUAGCAUUGUAGGUUCCGGAACAACAUUAACUGAAAUAAAAUUUAUUUCGGUUGGAAGGUCACUGAUCACUGUAAUCCCCAGAGCUUCAAAUAUGUCAACUACAAACAACACAGGUAUAAUCGAACUUCCCUCUGUAUAUGUUGUUCCCACUCCUUAUAAAUAUGACAAUAUAUUAAUCAUCAAGUGUUCGGUUAAAAUCGUCGGUACAACAAAAUUCAAAGUUAUAUUAGAUGUUAUAACUGGAGGAUAUACAGCAACUAGUCAGGUUAACUUUGCACCGAUUGCUGCCAUAUCACCUCCUCAAUUGACAAGUAGUCAAUUACCUUACUGGGCAAUUGACAGUUUGGCAACCUCUCGCAAUAAUAAUAGUGUAGUACGAGGUGCAUUUAAUUUACUUUCAUUCUCCAUGAUUAUAUGUUCAGGCGCAAGACAAACAUAUUCAGCUCAACUCUACGUUUUACAAAUUACAAAUAUUGUAACUUUUAUGAAGACAAAAACUAUUGUUUUUGGUAGUUCCAUUAGUAAGUCUGGAACCUCGUCCACUAUUGCCAAUGCUAAUACUAUAAACUUAAAUAUGGCUUCACAGUACUUUGAUAGUAGUGAAAGUAUCUCAAAUUCAAAAAAGGAAAGAUCAAUAUUCACUUUUCUUGUACCCUUAAAUGUCAAUUUACUGGCAUCUUCAGUUGUUUCAGUGAGUGUUACAGUUCAAUAUGGAACACAAUCAGCUCAAACGUUCGUCAGUUUACCUGUUAUCCAGCCUGAAUUGAGUAUACCACAAACUUCUACCAGUUAUCAGAUAGAUGCCAUUAGCUACCAAGACAGACCAUAUGAACGUACUUCCCUUGUCGCACUUGGACAAACUGUUCGACUUUAUAAUAAAAUUGGUCUUCCAAACACUAUGUGUACAACAUACUCAUUUGAAUUUACUAUGUCAUCCAAUUUAUGGCCAAUUGAUUUUCUUGAUGCACAACUCGUGAGCUAUAGUGAUUUUAUAUGGUCCACUAGUACUAUCAACCCUUUAAUAACUAAAUUGGGUUCACCAACAUACAACAAAAUUACUAUGGACUUGGGAUCAUUAUGUGUUCCGGAAACAUACGACAAUCAGGUCCGAAUUGACCUAUUUUUUCGCCCAAGGAGUAAUUUUUCAGCGAGUACUGUAAAUGGAAAUAUAACUGUGUCUGUUAAAAGUUUGCUUACAGUGGGUACUCUAUCUAGUCCAUUGUCUCUGUCAACAGGCGUUUUUGUAUUUAAUAAAGAUGCACUCAUGAAAGAAAAAACCUUGGAUCAAAAACAUUACAAAUGGAAUUUCUUUCAACCAGGCAUAUGGACAAAGUUCACAUUUAGAGUACAAGUACCAUUUGCCUCUUAUCUGCCUGAUUCAUCUAUCUUUGUGGGUGGUGCUAAUUCUAGUGCAGAGAAUGAAUCAAUUUUUACUGUUAAUGGUGCACUCUUAACUUUUGGAUCUAAUUUGGCUGGAUUAAGGUUGGACCAAUUUAAACAAGUAUACUCAUCUACAUACAUGAAUGGACAAAAGGAUUUGUUGGAAAUAAAAUUGGGAAAUGUUGUCAAUACAGGUGUUCUUUUACAACCAGAUUCAACCAGUAUAAAUGAAAAUGACAUAGCGGUUGAAGUAUCGAUUCGCUUAUCUGAUAGUAAACUUAGUGAUAAUGGAACGAAUGUUACGCUUCCUAUUCGAGUUAAAUUUGGUAGCCUCGAAGCUGUCAAUCAAAUGGAAGGUAAAGUGUUCAGGGUUGGAGACGAAUUUCUUAAUCUACAGAUGAAUGUUAUAAAUUUAGAUGAAAACGUGACUGGCCUGGUAUAUAAUCCGAAUGAUACAAUAAACCUGAGAGCUAAAAUUCAAAUGAUGAAUAACUCGAAAAUGGAAUGUGGAAAACAAUGGCUAAAUAUUUAUCACAGUAUGGCCGUAAAAUCAGCAGAAAUUCUGUACUCCAUACCACCAGACUCUGUUCAGUUCAAAAGAAACGAAACAAUAACUGUUAAGGAACUCACACGUUUUCAAGCAAAUGGUUUCUAUUUUGAUAACAAUAUAGAUCUCUACUUCGGGCUACAGCUAAAUGACAAGAUAUUCAUUCCAAAUGGUAAAACAGAAGCAAAUCUAACAAUAGUUGUUGAACUUAUUUGUAUUACAUAUAAUCGGGAUAGAACUCUAUUAAAUUCAUGCAAUAAUCCGACAUUGAAAAAAAUCAUGAGGAAAGUUGUGGUUAAAACUAAACAACAAACUAUAACGGGUUCAGAUUGUGAAGAAGAUUUGGGCCUUUCUAACAGUCAAGUAAUUUUACCAUGUCAGAUCACUUCAUAUGUGUCACCCUAUCUUGGAAAUACAGAAGAGCAAAUUAGAUUCUAUUCAGCGUCCGGUUGGAAACCAUUUGUUCGUCCAGGACCACAUGAUCCUUUACGUUAUAUCACUAUUUUAUUCGGCCAACAAACAAAUGUCAGUCGAAUAGAUAUUAAUCUGAUAAACACAGCUAAUCAAGUUAUGAUUUUCCACUUGAUGGGAACCAACGAUGGCCAGUCGUUCUUCGAUUUUAAGACAGUGUCAGUUUCCUACAUAAAUCAAAGUUAUGGCCGCAUAUUUCUUCAGCCAAAAUUUGUCUCAAGAGGAAUGCGAUUAAUCGUCAGUGAGACAACAAAUGAAAAUAUUGAUGUAUCUUUUACACUUGAACUUUAUGGAUGUAGACUUAACUUGGACACAAACACAUUUGAUCCAUGUGGUGUCCAAAAUGGUUAUGUGAGCCCAUCAAACAACGGUCUACGAAGUUAUCUUUAUGCUGAUGGUUAUCUUUUCUAUUGUGAUGAAUUCCCUACCACAAUAAAAUCGUACCUUACUGAAAAACGGUGUUUCGUGACAUACAACAAUGCUGACGUGAAGUGGACAGACCUAGGGCCAUUCAUUACAAAAGUCUUGAGUUACAUAAGUCCUAGUAAUAUAAUAUUUGCUCAAGGUCAAAACGAUGAUAGUAUCUUAUUGAGUAGUGAUUACGGAGAAAGAUGGACCUCCACUAACUUGUAUACACAAGUGAAAUUGACCAGAAAUGCAAAUUAUUACAUAAAUUCAACUAUUAUACCAUGGACUUAUGCUGCUGGAUAUUUUGAUCAAAGUAUUACUGGUAUAUCAUGUCAGUUAUACCAACAAAGUUCAUAUCAGUUUUGCUUUCAAGGCAUUUACAAAACUAAUACAAUGGUGUCUGAUUGGAACAGGAUUUGUCCGGCCCUCCCUUAACG
This is a messenger RNA of Schistosoma mattheei, 9167 nucleotides long. The record is from the annotation of a GenBank genome assembly. NCBI's taxonomy places the organism in Eukaryota, Metazoa, Platyhelminthes, Trematoda, Strigeidida, Schistosomatidae.